Messenger RNA from Rhagoletis zephyria (snowberry fruit fly), 2389 nucleotides. It is a transcript of the gene AsnRS, whose product is annotated as asparagine--tRNA ligase. Gene Ontology annotation, cellular component: cytoplasm. The record is from RefSeq and is a predicted model, not a curated record. Gene Ontology annotation, biological process: asparaginyl-tRNA aminoacylation. NCBI's taxonomy places the organism in Eukaryota, Metazoa, Arthropoda, Insecta, Diptera, Tephritidae. Gene Ontology annotation, molecular function: ATP binding; asparagine-tRNA ligase activity; nucleic acid binding.
CAAAUAACAAAAAUUUGCUCCAGCUUUUGCUGAAAGGGGAGAAUUAAGUGGUAGCACUCUAGCGAAACGUGGCCAACCAUCUACAUUCACGAUUAUAGUGCAGCUGAUGCAAUUAACCUGCGGACGACUAUAAUUUUCGCAAUGGCUUCCGAAAAUUCUGCAAUUCCCUUCACUGGCCCAAUAUUUACUUCUGAAAAGCGGGGCAGUGACGAAAAUGGCAAUGGCACGGAAGAAAACCCUUACAAAACAAUUUUGCAAGCUAUGCGUCAUGCAAAGGCUGAGCCCUUUCCCGCAAUAUAUGUAGAUAGUAAGGACCCGAAAGCUGAAAUCCAGUAUGAGGUUGCUGCAAAAUCGCAACUGAAGAAAGUACUCAAAAUUUUUACACGCGAGAGCUAUAAAAGUGCAGAAAAGCAGCAACGGGAGGCUGACGAUGCCGGAAAGCGGGAGCAAAACAUAGAGGAGGCUCGUAAGAUUCGAAUUGUUGAGGAUGAAAACUUACCUAAAGCGCGUAAAAUUAAAAUUUGUCACGGCGGGGAAUAUCGCGGUGAACGCAUUAAGGUUUACGGUUGGGUUCAUCGCUUACGUCGUCAAGGCAAAGGCUUAAUUUUUAUAACAUUACGAGAUGGUACGGGAUUUCUGCAGUGCGUACUUACUGAUCGUUUAUGCCAAACGUAUGAAGCGCUUGUUUUAACUACAGAGAGUUCUGUUCUUUUAUUUGGAGUACUGAAACCAGUGCCCGCUGGCAAAUCUGCUCCAGGUGGUCAUGAGUUACAUGUAGAUUAUUGGGAAUUAAUUGGCUUGGCACCAGCUGGUGGCGCUGAAAGUAUUCUCAAUGAGGAGGCUCAUCCAGAUGUGCAACUCGACAAUCGCCACAUCAUGAUUCGUGGCGAAAACACAUCAAAAGUUUUGAAAAUGAGAUCAGUAGUAAUGCAAGCUUUCCGUGGGCACUUCUUUGAUCAAGGCUACAAUGAAGUGACCCCGCCAACUUUAGUACAGACACAAGUUGAGGGAGGGUCAACGCUUUUUAAGUUACAAUAUUUCAGCGAGGAGGCGUAUCUAACUCAAAGUUCCCAGCUAUAUUUAGAGACUUGUAUUCCAGCUCUUGGAGAUGUAUUCUGCGUUGCACAAAGUUAUCGUGCAGAGCAAAGCCGAACAAGACGCCAUUUAGCCGAGUACACGCACAUUGAAGCCGAAUGUCCUUUCAUUACAUUUGAUGACUUAUUGAAUCGCUUGGAGGAUUUAGUAUGCGAUGUUGUGGAUCGUGUUUUAAAGUCCCCAUGGGCACACAUCGUCCAUGAGCUCAACCCUGAUUUUAAGCCACCAAAAAAACCUUUCCGGCGAAUGAAUUAUGGUGAUGCUAUUAAAUGGUUAAAGGAAAACAACGUUACUAAAGACGAUGGUACAUUCUAUGAGUUUGGCGAGGACAUACCGGAAGCUCCAGAGCGAAAAAUGACCGAUACAAUCAAUGAACCAAUAAUGCUAUGCCGUUUUCCAGUUGAUAUUAAAUCAUUCUAUAUGUCAAAAUGUGAGGAAGACGCUUCCUUAACGGAGAGUGUCGAUGUACUGCUACCCAAUGUUGGUGAAAUUGUAGGUGGCUCUAUGAGGAUUCAUGACAUUGACGAAUUGCUUAAAGGGUAUGAGCGUGAAGGCAUUGACCCUACCCCUUAUUAUUGGUACACUGAUCAAAGAGUUUAUGGCACCCAACCACACGGCGGCUAUGGCUUAGGACUAGAACGUUUCCUUUGCUGGUUACUCAACCGCUAUCACAUUCGAGAAGUUUGCUUGUAUCCUCGUUUCCUUGACCGGUGCAAACCAUAAAUCAAAUAAUGGAAUUUCAUUCAACAAAGUUUUACACAACUGUGCUUGCAUUUAAAAAUUGAAAUGUCUAUAAAAUAUCACUGCAUUUUAAACGACUUAUUUAUUCGCAUUUUAAACAAAUUUAUUCGUCAAAAAUUUCUUGACUUAGAUCGCUAUUAUCUAAAUUAUCUUCAAAUGUAACCUCGCCCUCAGCAUCUUCCUGAAAAAUAACAAAUUUUUUUCAAUACAUUACAAAAAAUACAAUCAUGAUACAAGUAAAUUUGUGUAUCAUGGAUACAAUAAAAUAUACCAAAUUCUCUACGGAGUCUAAUUCUGCGUGGAUUUGUCCUUUACGAUAAUGAUUUCGCAAUAAUUCCUUAAUACAAUUACUCAUUAUGUGUCGCACUUGCAUGUCGAACCCUGCUGGUAACCAUCCAGUCUUCUCAUUGCAUAUUGCUCCCGUCCGCGGUGAGGGUAUUUUUUCAAUCAUCUCUUGAAUUUUUGGCAUAUGAAUAUCGCAAUACUAAAUAUGUAGUUAAGACAAUAUAUACAAUUUUGAAUAUAAAAUAUGUUAAAUAAAUAUUCCACCAAC